Molecule: messenger RNA, 366 nt
Organism: Paramecium octaurelia
Lineage: Eukaryota; Ciliophora; Oligohymenophorea; Peniculida; Parameciidae
Source: the annotation of a GenBank genome assembly
AUGAAAUCACUACUCUUUGGAACUUUAUUGAUUUGUAUAGCGUUAAGUUAAAUCACAUACGAGGAAUGCAAAAGGGAUUGUACAAUGGAUUGGUUAGAUUGCACCAGUGGGUGUGAUAGUAUUGGUAAUCCAUCUUAUUGCCAUAAAAAUUGUUAGAAGUAAUUAUAACCCAAUAUGUAGUGUGGUUCAUGGAUGUUUAGAUGAAUGUCCAAAAAUAAUUUGUAUUGAUGAGUGUCGAAACAUAUUGGAACAGUGCCGUAAAAAUGGAACAGGGAUUUGCGAAGUGCAUUUCAAUCAGUGCAAAUUGAUCUGCGAAGAUACUUAUAAUGAAAAUUAAGAUAUAUGAAUAUAUUAAUUAAUAUAUAG